Molecule: messenger RNA, 807 nt
Organism: Ostertagia ostertagi
Lineage: Eukaryota; Metazoa; Nematoda; Chromadorea; Rhabditida; Trichostrongylidae
Source: the annotation of a GenBank genome assembly
AUGUCCAAAACGUUUGUUGCAUCCUCGCUUCUGCUUCUUGCCUCCUACACAGAUUUCACCUCGGCAUGUUUUGCCUCGGGUGUAUGUGGUGGAGGAUGUGCACCACCUCCUCCAGCUCCUGUAUGCGGUGGUGGAGGUGGAUGUGGUGGAGGUUAUAGUUGCGGUCAUUACGGCUGCUACCGUGCCAGAGCACGUGCCGCAUCGGCUCGUACGUUAUCUGUGGACGGUCAUGAGAAAAAGCCAACUACCCCUGAUGAGAAGUUCAUGCAAUGCUGUAUCGACAGAAAUCUUCCCGACUCAUGUCUGAACAAGUGCUCUUUCCGUACUUACACCAAGGCUGCUCUACAGGUAUGGGUUUUACUUGUUGAAUUGACCCCGCUUCUGUUCGCUUUUCAGGCGAUGUAUUUCAAGCAGGACCAUUGCCCAAUGCAAGCGGCUGCUGACAUUCAGUACUGUGCCGCUCAGGGACGAGACCACAGAGAAUGCUGCGCUAGAAAUGGUGUCGCCACGACACUAGCUGGAUAUAAGUGCAUGACGUUCUGUGACCAGCGCCCAGGCAAUGUCACUCAACUCGACUUCACCUACCUAGCAUGCUACGAUCGUUUCGAGAACAUGAAGGCGUGCUUCUGGCACAACAUCUCCCAAGAUUCCGCAGAAUCUGCGCCAGCCCUCGUCGACGAACAACAACAUGAGGAAUCGUUCUUACACGAUGAACGUCCUCAGUCGUUCGCCCAAGACGUAGCACCACGCCUCAAUCUCAGAAUAGGAGGCAGUUCCCGUACAUUCCAGGCUAAAACAUUCAACUGA